Molecule: messenger RNA, 1436 nt
Organism: Maylandia zebra (zebra mbuna)
Lineage: Eukaryota; Metazoa; Chordata; Actinopteri; Cichliformes; Cichlidae
Product: fibrinogen-like protein 1
Biological process (GO): blood coagulation; positive regulation of heterotypic cell-cell adhesion; platelet aggregation
Cellular component (GO): fibrinogen complex
Molecular function (GO): protein-macromolecule adaptor activity; extracellular matrix structural constituent
Source: RefSeq, a predicted model, not a curated record
GCCUCCAUGUGUGAGCUAACGAAGAGAGGGCGGAGGAGAAGCGGGCCGGCUGACAGCAGCUAGCAGCGGUGCUAAGCUAACGUUAGCAUUAAAGUGCUAUUUUAUAGCAUUAUUGUUUGUGUAGCGGACACGGGCGGAUUAGCCGUGUUGCUAGGACCUCGUGUGGAAAGAGGAUCUUAAAAAGCUGUCAUUGCAGCCUGAGCAACAGGUGGCUCCGUGGCGCAAUGGAUAGCGCAUUGGACUUCUAGUCAAGCACUUGAGGAGUGAUUCAAAGUGGUCGGUGUUGCUGGCUCAGUCACUGCAGCCACUAGAUGGAGGCUCCCCACGGCUGUGCAGCGAUGUCAGAGGAGGCGGAGAGGCUAAUCGGAGGAGGGUCGGGCAGCGAGUCGAUGAGAGUGCCGAUGAUGGCCACGCUGAGGACGUCCGUGGCCUUUCUGCUUCACCUGGCUUCCUCUGUGGCGGCGCCGGUGCCGUGUGAGGAGAGGGUGAGCCGGCUGGAAGCGGAGAUCCAGGGCUUGAUGAACGUGAUCAGUGAGCAGCACCGCUACAUCCAGGAGCUCCACAGCAGCCAGGCGCAGCAGCUGCAGCAGAUCCCCAACUCGUACCUGGGCCUCGACGACCUCUACAGAGACUGCUCUGAGGUGUUUGAGGAUGGAAACGUGGCCAGCGGGCUGUACGUGAUUCGCCCAGACGGCGCUCCCACGGCGCUGAGCGUGUACUGCGACAUGAACCACGGAGGAGGGUGGACCGUCUUCCAGAGGAGGAGAGACGGCAAAGAGAGCUUCGACAGAGCGUGGGUGGAGUACAAGCAUGGAUUCGGAGACCUCUUCUCUCCUGCUGGAGAGUUCUGGUUGGGCAAUGAACCCCUGCACCAUCUGACAUCACAAGGGAACUAUGACCUGCGCAUCAACAUGGAGGACUUUGAGGGGAACGAGCGCUUCGCCGAGUACAAGAGCUUCAAGGUGGACGGCGAACAGGACCAGUACCAGUUACAUCUGGGCGAGUUCACUGGGAACGCUGGCGACGCUCUGGACGACGCCCACGUGGCGGGACCGGGCAGUCCAUGCGCAGACGGGGUGAAGUUCAGCACCUACGACCGGCCGAACUGCAUCGACGCCGACGUUCAGUGCGUCAGACACAGCAAGUCGGGCUGGUGGUUCAGCAGGUGUAACGCAGGUAACCUGAACGGUCACUACUACGACGGGCCGUUCGAAGCCAUGACGGACGACGGCGUGGUGUGGUACACGUGGCACGGCUGGGCCUACUCCAUCAAGUCUGUCGUCAUGAUGAUACGAGCGUCCGACCUCGAAGCGCCGCCUCCAGCGGACGUUUACCUGCCAGGCGGUCCUGACGUGGUCCCGGCGGCGGGCCGAGGCGCUCCGUGAAGCCGAGGUCACUUUGAUGCUGUGAAAUAAAGUCAGAGCGCCUUCGUAUGA